Molecule: messenger RNA, 3630 nt
Organism: Plasmodium gonderi
Lineage: Eukaryota; Apicomplexa; Aconoidasida; Haemosporida; Plasmodiidae
Exons: 2
Coding region: 1-3630 (1209 amino acids)
Source: RefSeq, a predicted model, not a curated record
AUGAAGGAAAAUGUGAAGAAAGAAACUUAUCCAGAAGAAGAAAACAAGAAUGAUCGGAGGGAAACGAACUUGAAAAAUUUCGAAAAAACCUUCAUUGACGAUUGGCAGAAAGCCCUGAAGAGAGUGGAAGAAGGAAGGAGGUGCUUUGAACAUGUAAGCACCAUAUUUUUGGAGAUUAUUCGUAUUGAAAAAGAAUAUGAGCAUAACUUAAGAAACUUAUGUAACUCAUUUAAAGAAUUUAAUGAUGAAUCAUCAGGUAUUAAGAGCGGAAUGAUAAGUUUAAAAAGAAACCUUGAAAGGAGAUGUGAACAGAUAACAGAUUUUAUUAAUUAUGUUGAAUGUGAGAUAUUAAAUAAUACGUUAAAUACAACUUUAAUAAAUCAUAAAAAUGUGUAUGAUCAAAUAAAAAUUGAUGGGAUGGAGAAUGAUAAAAUGGUAGAAAAGGCGAAAAGGGAAACUGUAAAAUAUGUGAAAAAUUGUAUAAAUGCUUAUGAAAAUUUAAUAGAAUCUAUUCAUGUUUUUCAUAACAGUACUUAUUAUCAUCCACUAAAGAGAAUUCAACUUUCCAAUACAUGUAUAGAUCAAUAUUUACUAGCGAAAAAAAGGGAAUAUGAAUAUAGGAACACCAUAAAUAAUGUUAAUCAAGUCGAAUUAAAAAAGGAAAAAAAAAUGAAAAGUAUUUUGUAUUCCUUAGAAUCAAUGGAUUAUAAAAGAAUUUCAUGUAUAAAGGAUAAUUGCAUGAAAUAUCUAAUUUUUUUUACUUCAUAUAUAAGAAAUGUUCAGUAUGAUCUCAACAGUUGUAUAAAUGUUUUCAAGGACGUGGAUCCAAUUCGGGAGAUUGAGGAAUACUGCACAUUGUAUGGGUGUGAUCGUGGUGGUGAAGAUGGCACUACUACCGAUGUGGCCACUACUGCUGGUGUUGGUACUACUACCGAUGUGGGUACUACUACUAGUGUUGGUACUUCUACCAAUGCAGGUACUACUGCUGUUGUUGGUAGUAAGAAUCUUUCAAGAAAGAGACAAAGUGGGGAAUUUUUAUUUUACAAUAAUAUUGUAUCUUGGCCAAUGCUAAUAGAUUAUCAAAAUGAAUUCAAUUUCGUUGGAAACAGAUAUCCACAGAAUAGUAAAUUAGAUUAUUCUGUGAACCAUGAUUAUGUGAAUAGCUCUAAGAGUAAAUAUAGCAAUUUAAUUUCUUCCCUUUUUAAUGUUAACGUGUACAGAAAUUUAAUUCAAAAUGAGGAUAGUGACAGAAGGUUCAAGGAUCAUGGGGAGAAAAAAAAAAGCGUUAAUAAUGUAUAUACAAACAUAUUUAAUGAAAUUGUUUUUUUUAAAACCAAGGACGAAGAAGAAAAGGAAUCAAGUCAUGAGGACAUGAGUCACGAGGAGGAAGCUUCUGAUGAGGGAUCUGUCAAAGGUGGAGAGAAUAAUGAUGAAUCGUCCAAUCAUAAUUACAUAUCUAACUAUGAUAAGGAAACAUUUCCCACGCGGAAGGAAGGCAAUGACAAGGGAGAUGAAAUUUAUGAAUGUUCAGAAAAAGGGAAACAUGACAGAGGAGAUGAAAUUUAUGAAUGUUCAGAAAAAGGGAAACAUGACAAAGGAGAUGAAAUUUAUGAAUGUUCAGAAAAAGGGAAACAUAACAAAGGAGAUGAAAUUUAUGAAUGUUCAGAAAAAGGGAAACAUAACAAAGGAGAUGCAAUUUCAAGUGUGACGAUGGGGAUAACACUAGAUAAAGUUGAUCCAAGUGAGAAUAGAGUGGUAGGGAAUGGAAAUGCAAUGAAUCCGAGUAAACGUGAGGAGGGUGUUGAGUCAUAUGCUGAUGCUGAGGGGACAGACACAGGGGAUUUGGUUAGAAGUAAUAUUGAUGAUAUGAAUAAUAAAAACGAUGAUAAUAUGAGUCAAGCAGAAGAGGUUAGGAGUCCUGGGGAGUGUAUGGAAUGUGUUAAUAAAAUCAUCAAUAAACAUGGUGAUAAACGAAAUAAUGCUCCUUACGAAGGAGGUAUGAAUGCACCGGUUGAAAGAGGUAACAGUGUGCAACGAAAUUCCGAUUUGAGUUACACGUACAUAAGAGACAUGCUCGAAAAAGAGGAGGACACCGAAAAGGAGGAUGAGUCAGACAGCAUGAGUAGUGAAAUGAACUGUUCUAAUAGAUUUAAAAAGAUGGAAAUUUUUUUUCAAUUUUAUUUAAAAAAUUUAUUUCAUGGUAAUUUUGCUAAAAUAGAAGAAUUUAACAUCACAUCAUAUUUUAAUGUGUACAAUUAUAGGCUUAUAUUUUGUGAGUGUUUAUUGUAUUAUAUUAAGAAGGGGAAAACAUAUUUUAAAAAUAUGAAUGCCAUGAUUAUAUUUGCAAAAAUUAUUUUAUCUUUUUUAGAUUACUGUAGUUUAUACUUUGAUUAUUGGUCUUCCAUAUAUAUUUUAGUUGCAUCAGAAAAUUUUUAUUUUGAAGUGCAGGAAAAUUAUCAUCUGAAUGUAAAGCGGUUGCUAGAUGAGUGCCACUUUUGGGAGAAAUAUGAAAACAAAAUUUCAUCUAGAACUGGAGAAUCCCAAGUACGGUAUAAAAAAAUGAGUCCUGACAAUGUACAGGGAAAGAUAAAAUCCACUUCUCGAGAGAGUGAUUUUCUCUCGUUGGACGUGAAUGAAAAUGUGAAUGAAAAUGUGAAUGAAAAUGUGAAUGAGUAUGUGAAUGAGUAUGCGAAUGAGUAUGUGAAUGAGUUUGCGAAUGAGUAUGCAAAUGAGAAUGUGAAAUGCGUCUCUUCCAAGGGGAAGAGCGUACAUGUACUAUCAAAAGCAAAUAAUACACUUGUGGAAGGGAAGAGGAGUGUUGUAAAUAUAUACGAGAAUAGAGAAGAAGGAGAAAAGGAAGUUGUCGCCACUGAGAAGGAUGGUCAUGAGGAUAUUUCCAAUGUUGAAUCCUCCAUACGUGCUGAAACAAGAAAAGAGGAUCAAAGACAUGAAAUAUACGAAACAAACUCUUUAAGUAUACUGAGAGAAAACUCCACAAAUAAGGAUUCCAUUGAGGAUACAGAAAGAAAUAAUCAGAUGAUGGAAGACCAUCACACUUUUGAAGCGAACAUAGAAGAGUGCAAGAAGAGUACAGAAGCGGAUACAUCAUCUAUCAGUAAAGGCAGAAGCAAGAUCGAAUGCAAGGGCAAUUGUGAGGAUAAUCCACAGAUGAAGAAAAUUUAUUUGCACAAAUUUUUGUAUGCCCAUAACUUAUGGAAUAACAUAAAGUUCUGGGAAGUGAGUCUCUUAGUGAUUAUAUCAGAAAUAAUUCAAGAAAAUGUUUUAAUGGAAAAACUAAAAUAUGAAAAUAAAGAAUCAUUAAUUAAAAAAUAUUUUUUUUUUUUCAAAUAUUUUAAUUUAUACAAUAGUAUGAUUGAUUUUGGCUUGUCAAUUAAUCAAAUAGGUUUGCUACUGAACAAAAUAUUUCACAAUUUUAACUUGAAAAACGACCCCAUUUCUCGCAAAUAUUUUUUUCAAGUUAUUGACAUAGCUACGAAUAAAAACAUUACUUUAAAUUAUAUCAAAACAGAUGCAAGUAAUUUAAACACCGAAUAUAAGAAGUAUUACCUGCAGUAUUAUAACAACUUUUUGAAUGAUGACAAUAGAGACGGUGGGGGGAAAAAAAAGUGA